AAUAAAUUAAUGUCACAAAAUAUGUCAUUCUUUAUUGUUCUAUAACAAUUUAUUAGUUUGUGUUUUACAGAGUUUUAAAUUAAAAAGGGAGAUGCAAAGAACCUCAUAACAUCCAAAUGUUUCGAUAUAAAUAGUAGGGGAUGCCAGCCAAUCAAAUCCAAUGCGAUGCGGUGUCGCUGGUCAUGGGGUUGGUAGUGUUUGGGCUGCCCCUCACACUGCUGGUGCCAGGGUUUUCAGUAUUGAACAUGGUUCCCAAGGUGCGCAUCUCGCGGCUCCACGCAGCCGAUCAGAGCCUUACGUGGACGCAGCUCAAUGCCUCUUUGGUAACGCUGCUGGUGUUGUUCUUCUGUCUUUAUCUGGAAUUGCGUAAACGCAAGCUAGACGAGAUGGUAGAGAACGUGCUGACAGUGAGCAAAGCGACCGACGCAGCGAUGGACGUGGAGCACGAGAGGCAGGGUGCAGAGGUGCGCGCCUGCAUCCAGUUGCUCGACGCCUCUGCUGACCAUUAUGAGACGCUCAUCCUGCUGAAGGACGACCUGAAGCAGUGGGACAAGUCCAGCAUCCAGCACCCGCCGGUCAUAGAACCCAGCUCUUUCGAGUUCUGAAUUUUUGAUGUAGUUAUGGUGCAUUAAAUUAUUGUUCUCCAUC
Molecule: messenger RNA, 648 nt
Organism: Maniola jurtina (meadow brown)
Lineage: Eukaryota; Metazoa; Arthropoda; Insecta; Lepidoptera; Nymphalidae
Exons: 2
Coding region: 141-605 (154 amino acids)
Source: RefSeq, a predicted model, not a curated record